GCUGACCCGCGGGCGCGUUGCGUUUUGAAUGGCUUCGAUCCCGGGCCCUCUGAGCAUCUGAGGAGCAGCCGCCCCGGGGUGCGCGAUGCCGUCUGGAGGAGACCAGUCGCCGCUGCCGCCGCCACCUCCGGCUGCGGCCGCCUCGGAUGAGGAGGAGGAGGACGACGGCGAGGCCGCGGAUGGCGCGCAGCUCGAAGGGUCCCCGGCCCCUCAUAUCCAGCAGCGGUUUGAGGAGCUGUGCAGCCGCCUUAACAUGGACGAGGCGGCGCGGGCCGAGGCCUGGGACAGCUACCGGAGCAUGAGCGAGAGCUACACGCUGGAGGGAAAUGAUCUUCACUGGUUAGCAUGUGCCUUAUAUGUGGCUUGCAGAAAAUCCGUUCCAACUGUAAGCAAAGGGACUGUUGAAGGAAACUAUGUGUCUUUGACUAGAAUCCUGCGAUGUUCCGAACAGAGCUUAAUUGAAUUUUUUAACAAGAUGAAGAAGUGGGAAGACAUGGCAAACCUACCCCCACACUUCAGAGAACGUACUGAAAGAUUAGAAAGAAACUUCACUGUUUCUGCUGUAAUUUUUAAGAAAUAUGAACCCAUUUUUCAAGAUAUUUUUAAGUAUCCCCAGGAGGAACAACCUCGUCAGCAAAGAGGAAGAAAACAGCGGCGACAGCCCUGUACCGUGUCUGAAAUUUUCCAUUUUUGUUGGGUGCUUUUUAUAUAUGCAAAAGGUAACUUCCCCAUGAUUAGUGAUGAUUUGGUCAAUUCUUACCAUCUUCUGCUGUGUGCAUUAGACUUAGUUUAUGGAAAUGCCCUACAGUGUUCCAAUCGUAAAGAACUUGUGAACCCUAAUUUUAAAGGCCUAUCUGAAGAUUUCCACCCCAAGGAUGCUAAACCUUCCUCUGACCCACCUUGUGUUAUUGAGAAGCUCUGUUCCUUACAUGAUGGUUUAGUUUUAGAAGCAAAGGGAAUAAAGGAACAUUUCUGGAAACCCUAUAUUAGGAAACUUUAUGAAAAAAAGCUCCUCAAGGGAAAAGAAGAAACUCUUACUGGGUUUCUAGAACCUGGGAACUUUGGAGAGAGUUUUAAAGCCAUCAGUAAGGCUUAUGAGGAAUAUGUUUUGUCUGUUGGGAAUUUGGAUGAACGGAUAUUUCUUGGCGAGGAUGCUGAGGAGGAAAUUGGGACUCUUUCACGGUGUCUGAAUGCUGCCUCAGGCACAGAGAGUGCUGAAAGAGCACAGGUGAAAACCAUAUUAUUGCAGCAACAUUUUGACAAGUCUAAAACAUUCAGAAUCUCCACACCACUUACUGGUGUGAGGUACAUGAAGGAGACCAGCCCUUGUUUGGCUUCCAUUUCCACACCUGCACAUAGCCUGUGUCGUCUGCAUACCAUGCUGACAGGCCUCAGGAAUGCACCGAGUGAGAAGCUGGAACAGAUACUCAGGACAUGUUCCCGAGAUCCAACACAAGCUAUUGCUAACCGUUUGAAAGAGAUGUAUGAAAUGUAUUCUCAGCAUUCCCAGCCAGAUGAGGAUGUUAGUAAUUGUGCUAAAGAUACUGCCAACAAACAUUUUCGUUUUGCAGAAAUACUAUACUAUAAAGUAUUAGAAUCUGUUAUUGAUCAGGAACAAAAAAGAUUGGGAGACAUGGAUUUAUCCGGUAUUCUGGAGCAAGAUGCAUUCCAUAGAUCACUUUUGGCCUGCUGCCUUGAGGUUGUCACUUUUUCUUAUAAGCCUCCUGGGAAUUUUCCACUUAUUGCUGAAAUAUUUGAUGUACCACUUUAUCAUUUUUAUAAGGUGAUAGAAGUAUUCAUUAGAGCAGAAGACGGUCUUUGUAGAGAAGUGGUAAAACACCUCAAUCAGAUUGAAGAACAAAUCUUAGAUCAUUUGGCAUGGAAACCAGAGUCCCCACUCUGGGAUAAAAUUAGAGAUAAUGAAAACAGAGUUCCUACCUGUGAAGAGGUCAUGCCACCUCAGAACCUGGAAAGAACAGAUGAAAUUUAUAUUCCUGGCUGUCCUCUGACUCCCAGAAGGGUGAGUGAAGUUCGUGCUGAUACAGGAGGACUUGGAAGAAGCAUACCAUCUCCAACCACACUGUAUGAUAGAUACAGUUCCCCAACAGUCAGUACUACCAGAAGGCGGCUAUUUGAGAAUGACAGUCCCUCUGAUGGAGGGACACCGGGACGCAUCCCUCCCCAGCCCCUAGUCAAUGCUGUCCCUGUGCAGAAUGUAUCUGGGGAGGCUGUUUCUAUGACACCAGUUCCUGGACAGACGCUGGUCACCAUGGCAACAGCCACUGUCACAGCCAACAAUGGACAAACAGUGACUAUUCCCGUACAAGGUAUUGCCAAUGAAAAUGGAGGGAUAACAUUCUUUCCAGUCCAAGUCAAUGUUGGGGGCCAGGCACAAGCUGUGACUGGCUCUAUCCAGCCCCUCAGUGCUCAAGCCCUGGCUGGAAGUCUGAGUUCUCAACAGGUGACAGGAACAGCUUUGCAAGUCCCUGGUCAGGUGGCCAUUCAGCAGAUUUCCCCAGGUGGACAACCGUACAAACAAGGACAGCCUUUAACCAGCAGCAGCAUUAGACCCAGGAAGACCAGUUCUUUGGCACUUUUCUUUAGAAAGGUUUACCAUUUAGCAGGUGUCCGCCUUCGGGAUCUUUGUGCAAAACUAGAUAUUUCAGAUGAAUUGAGGAAAAAAAUUUGGACCUGCUUUGAAUUCUCCAUAAUUCAGUGUCCUGAACUUAUGAUGGACAGACAUCUGGACCAGUUGUUAAUGUGUGCCAUUUAUGUGAUGGCAAAGGUCACAAAAGAAGACAAGUCGUUCCAGAACAUCAUGCGCUGCUACAGGACUCAGCCACAGGCCCGGAGCCAGGUGUAUAGAAGUGUUUUGAUAAAAGGGAAAAGAAAAAGAAGAAAUUCUGGCAGCAGUGACAGCAGAAGCCAUCAGAAUUCUCCAACAGAACUAAACAAAGACAGAGCCAGUAGAGACUCCAGUCCGGUCAUGAGGUCAAACAGCACCUUACCAGUUCCACAGCCAAGCAGUGCCCCUCCUACACCAACUCAGCUCACAGGUGCCAACAGUGACAUCGAAGAGGAGGAGAGAGGAGACCUCAUUCAAUUCUACAACAACAUCUACAUAAAACAACUUCAAACAUUUGCCAUGAAGUAUUCACAGGCAAACGUAAUGGAUGCUCCUCCCCUCUCUCCCUAUCCAUUUGUGAGAACAGGCUCCCCUCGCCGAAUACAGCUGUCCCAAAAUCAUCCUAUCUACAUUUCUCCACAUAAAAAUGAAGCAAUGCUUUCUCCUCGAGAGAAGAUUUUUUACUACUUCAGCAACAGUCCAUCAAAGAAACUGAGAGAAAUUAACAGUAUGAUACGGACAGGAGAGACUCCAACUAAAAAGAGAGGGAUUCUUUUGGAUGAUGGAAGCGAAUCACCUGCAAAAAGAAUUUGCCCAGAAAAUCAUUCGGCUUUAUUACGUCGUCUCCAAGAUGUAGCUAAUGACCGAGGUUCCCAUUGAGGUUAGUCUCCCGUAUGGAAACUGUCUUUUCACGAACUGUUUCACAGCAGCAUUUAAAGCAUACUGGAUUAUGGAGCCUUGUUCCUUAAUCCAACAAUUAAUUAGAGCCUGGCAGAAAAAAGAAGGUUCUGGCUGGGCAGGGUGGCACCUGCCUAUAAUCCCAGCACCCAAGAGAAUCAGGAAUUUAAGGCUAGCCUUCGGUAAUGAGACCCUGACUCAAAAACAAAACAAAAAGUGGAAGGGACUUCAAGGUGAGAAAUCAGACUUACUCCUUCCAGUAUCCUUAGGACAUUUUUAUUCAUCCCAAUUGCCUUUCCCCUAUGAUUUAAUGCUAACCUUCAACAUUUCUUAGAAUCCAAACGUGGGAUUUUUAACACUGGUAUACUUUUACAAGUACUGCAGAAAACAAGAUGUCAUAUAUAAAAAGCCUCUGUUGACAUGUUUCAGCAGAGGAAAUUAAUUUUAAAUUAAUUUCUACCUGCAUAUGGUCAGCUCCAGUCCUUACAAAAAGCAACACAAAACUUAGGUAUUUUUGUCCUAAAACAGAUGGAAGGGAGUAUAAUAAGACUUUCAGUCACUAGCCUAAGGUUCCUGUUCCUUUUGUGCACUUGUCCCCUUUCCCAGUAGGUGUGGCAAAGUGUGAAAGUUGUGCAAUAUUUGAAUGGACCUGUAUAAGUGGUGGCACUUUAAGGCUGUAAAAUGCAUGACUCUGUAACCCAGAUUUGCUGUAUAUCUAUGAUGGCACUUUCUACAGUGUAAACUUAUUAGGUAUAAGAUUUCUAGGUUAAGCAGCCAACAUUUUCUUUAAUGCUUUUAUACUUUUUAAGAGACUGUUAAUGCCUUAGUAGCUACCUUUUGGGCAUGUGUAGACUUCUCCAGUUUAUGGUGGUAAUGUUACAUAGUGAUCAGCUAGCUAAGCAAGAUUUUAAAAUCAAGUCAAAUUGAGGGCAUUGAUUUGAAAAAUUAUGACUGCUUCCUUUAGAAGUAUCUUUGGGUGUAUUCCUGGAAGUUAAAAAAAUAUGUUGGAGAAUUUAGGUUUUUAUUAGUACAUAGUACCAUUAUACAAAUUAGAAAAAUAUUUAACAGCUGUUGAAUUAUCUACAUAUAUCUUUAUUAAUCAUUAUUGUUCCAGUAGUUUUAACGUUGAAUUAAUAAUCUUAUUAGGGAGAAAAUUUAAUUGUAAAUUGAAUCAUAAACAAAGUUACUAGGUAACUUCAUAUUGCUCUAAAAGACAUAAUAGAAUUUAUACUAUUCAAUUAGAAUAG
Nannospalax galili (Upper Galilee mountains blind mole rat) is the source of this 4770-nucleotide messenger RNA. It is a transcript of the gene Rbl2, whose product is annotated as RB transcriptional corepressor like 2. Bases 86 to 3505 code for a protein of 1139 amino acids. Gene Ontology annotation, molecular function: RNA polymerase II transcription regulatory region sequence-specific DNA binding. The transcript has 22 exons. Gene Ontology annotation, cellular component: transcription regulator complex; nucleus; chromatin. Gene Ontology annotation, biological process: cell differentiation; regulation of transcription by RNA polymerase II; negative regulation of G1/S transition of mitotic cell cycle. NCBI's taxonomy places the organism in Eukaryota, Metazoa, Chordata, Mammalia, Rodentia, Spalacidae. The record is from RefSeq and is a predicted model, not a curated record.